UAAUACCCGAGGCAUAAAAGACGCAUUUUCUACGGGAUCCCGAAACCACCAGCCACCCCGACCUAAUUCAUGAUGAGCCCACCAACUUCCUGGCGAGAUGCCUACGGUUAAAAACAACCGACAUGUCAAGAUCCAAAUUCGAAUUGGUUCCUGGUCCUGGUCAGAGACCACCGUGUUCGCGCCGGCGGUCCAACAAAGAGGCGAAGUAGUGGUGUCUUUCUUUCCAUUACGAACGACACGCUUCGCCUGCUCCCUCCCCGUGUCCAUUAGCGCUCCUGUCCAGAGCGAAGAGAAGGCGAAAAAGCGCCGCCGAAGCAGCAUGAGCAGGCUUCUAUUGCUACGCAACAAUAGAGCAGGCGCGCCGCCCACAAAAUGUUUGAAUGAUCGGGUAAAGAGCGAGCUUCUUAUAUGGGAUCCGACGCAUCCAGCAGAGCGAAGCAGCGUUCCAUUCUUUUCGGCGGCAUCCUUCCGCAUUGGCGGCGAGUGGAGUGCCACAAUCCCAUUCAUCAUUUUUGAUCUACAUAACCCAAAGCCCAUAGCACUGGCGACAUCUCCGGCAUAAAUGCAAGGAGGAUGUAUAGCUGAUAUAGGAUCUUGUGGAACUGGAUUUGAUUCUGCAAGCGGUUCGGUACGAACGAAGAAAUUUCGAACAAAAGGAUCGGAACUCGCUGAUAGGAAAGGAGAGAAAAACAAAGCAAUGCCAAGAGCUCCGUCAAUCUGCUGUUCAUCGAUAGACGAAGCUCUCUCUUUUUCAUCUCGUGCCAGAUGUAACAAAAGAUUAGUCCUUUUUCCUUCUCGCGAACCACGGGAGCGCCCAGCGCCCAGAAGAGCAAAGCUCAUUUUCAAAACAGGGUCAAGCGGCGCAUUAAAAAGGGCUGGCCCGUUAAAAGGACGCUUACUUUGCGAACGAAGUUCAGAAUCAACAAGGGUUCUCCGAACGAAGGGAGUGUACAACUGGGGCGCAGCCCGACUUUUUUGUUGGAGAGAUAGAAUGGAGUUCUUCACGAAGUUCGAGACAAAGGAAAAAAUAAAAGUUUCUCUAUAGCCUCUUCGUUUUGAGACAUUAUGGCUUUGGGGUCGACCCCGGUAACAAAAAAGGAAUCCAUAAAAACUUGGGAUCCAACACCAUGAUAAAAUACUACCCUCAUGAUUAGACUAUGUCCCUGAGAUUUGAUAAAAAAAGGUGCAUUAGCGGUUAAUACGUUGUAAUUAGAUAAGUUAUUUGGAAUAUGACGGAACGAAAGACCAAGGAAAGGAAGAAGAAUGCACCAAAAUGCAAGUGCUGCACCAAACGCUGGUGGUUGUUUCUUGUUGUAAGUGAAUGCAACGAAAAGACCCGGAAAUAACGAAUAAUGAGAAAAUUCAUUUAUAGACAUUUCGUGCUCAUUUCCAAAUUUAUGCUUAGUUAUUCCCAUCAUCCGGUAACCACAGGAUGAUCCCAAUCUCCUUUUAGUAAUAGAUCUUUUUGAUAUGUCUCAGUCUCAGCGGCAAGGAAGAGAAAAUGCAUCGAGUCGUUUAUCAAGAAAGUGGACGAGCAUGGCGGUCC
Molecule: messenger RNA, 1546 nt
Organism: Triticum urartu
Lineage: Eukaryota; Viridiplantae; Streptophyta; Magnoliopsida; Poales; Poaceae
Source: RefSeq, a predicted model, not a curated record